AUGGCCCGGCCGGUGCAGCUGGCGCCCGCGUCGCUGGCGCUGGUGCUGGGCCGGGCGGAGGCGCGGGCCGAGGAGCCGGGCGGGCGCGCCGCGUUCCGCGCCUUCCGCCGGGCCAACGCGCGCUGCUUCUGGAACCCGCGGCUGGCGCGCGCCGCCUCGCGGCUGCACUUCCAGGGCUGGCUGGGCCGCGGGGUGCUGCUGGUGCACGGGCCCCCCGCCAGCCUGCAGGUGCUGCGCGACGCCUGGGGCCGCCGGGCGCUGCGCCCGCCGCGCGGCUUCCGCAUCAGGGCGCUGGGUGAUGUCUUCCCAGUGCAAAUGAAUCCAAUCGCUCAAUCUCAGUUUAUACCUUUGGCUGAAGUUCUUUGUGGUGCUAUAUCUGAUCUGAAUUCAGCUCAGAUCAUGGUAACACAGGAAUCCCUAUUGGAGCAUUUGAAGAAUAACUACCCAGGCAUUGCAGUUCCACCUCAAGACAUCCUCUAUACCACUCUGGGAACUCUGAUUAAAGAAAGGAAGAUUUAUCACACUGGAGAAGGGUACUUCAUAGUUACACCCCAGACUUACUUCAUCACAAAUGCAAACACUCAGGAAAAUAAGAGGGGCCUCUCAGAUGACAGUCACCCACCGCCAACUGCCAUUACCUAUCUUGUGAGCAUGGGAAGCUGUGCAGAGUCAGCCAAAGACAACACUUCUCCCCUUUCCCACUGUCAGUCUUGCCGGUGCUUCCCAGGUGAAUGUGCUCAGGAUGUACACCGGUUACCAGCUACCGCCGAAGUGAUUGAAAAAGGCCAGAAAUGUAUCGGGGAAUCCAAAGCUUUGGUACGGAAUCAAGCAGUUUCCGUGUCAGAAGAGAAUCAUAUUCGUGAGAACACCAAGCCUGUGUCCUACGCAAAAGACAGAGAGAAAGGCAAGAAGUUUGGCUUUGGGCUACUCUGGCGCAGUGUAUCUAGGAAGGAGAAGUCCAGAACUGAGCACACUAGUUUCUCUGCCCAGUUCCCGCCGGAAGAGUGGCCUGUUCGAGAUGAAGAUGACUUGGACAACAUCCCUCGGGACAUUGAACAUGAGAUAAUCAAACGUAUUAAUCCCAUUCUGACGGUCGACAACUUGAUCAAACAUACUGCCCUCAUGCAAAAAUAUGAGCAGAAAAAAUAUAAUAGUCAGGGCACUUCGACUGAUUUGCCUGCAGUCAGACAUAAAAACUCACACAAGGAGGUGGUUAAGAACAGGCAGGGCUGGUCAGCAAAGCCUCGAAGGCAGGGCCAUUUGCGUAGGGACAGACAGAAGUCCAGGGGCCAGGGAAGCGAUCCUAACCCUGAAAGAAUUAGACUGCAGAAACAGCCCAGGCGCCUGGCUCCACACCCCACUUCCCAGAUUCAAAGCGGAAAUCAAGCAGGAGAGAAAUCAGGUGGUGAGAAUAUGCCAGUACUAGGCUCCCAUUUGAUUUAUAAAAAGCAAAUCAAUAACCCUUUCCCGGGUUUGUCCCACAGAGGUGGGCCAAUAACCAAAGGGCACAAUGUGCAGAAGACCGGUGAUUUGGAACCCAGUCAAUUUGGAACGAAGAGAAGGUCUGUCCGAAGGUCAAUGUCCUUGGGUUCCUCUAAUGUCCUUACGGAUGAUAUCAAAAAGCAAUAUGCUGAACAAUGUAAUGAUAAGAUGAACACAGAAACCGUUUAUAUGAAUAAUUCGACUGUCCAGCCUACCACUGAUGAGCUCAAAGAUAAUCUCCUCAGCUACCCUCAACGCAGUGCUUUGCAAAACGGUAGCACGUGCCUGUUGAAACAUGAUGCCUGUGGUGAAGAAAAUAAGGCACUCCUUGAAGGGUUGGGGAAAUGUUAUUCUCACUUUGACGCUCUCGGGGAGAUGAAAGGAACACUGCAUGACCUGCCACCUCCAGGCUCAACUUUUGAGAGAAAACCCUCUGUUUGUAGAUUUGUGGACAAAACAAUGUAUCAGUUUCAAAAUCUUGCUCUUAUGGAUCACUCAGUUGGUGCAAACCAUGUGAAACCCCCAGAGACCCAAUACAGAGAUUCAGGAGAACUCAUUAAGAAGACGUUUGUUCAGGACACGGAGACUGCAAGUCUGGAGAACGAAGGGCUUUCUGAUGAUGCCCAGACCUUCUACCAGAAUGGAGAGGAGGAGGAUGGUGCAUGCAGUUCAUUAUAUCUAGAGGAAGAUGACUUUUCUGAGGAUGAUGACUUAUGUCCAAUGUCGUCUGGCCACCUGCAGUAUUCCUUCACAGGUGAAAGCAAAGAAAACCAGUUAGGAAAACUAAAGAUGACUGAAAGACCUCUGACUGAGUACAACAGCAACACACCUAGUUUGGGGCCUCAAACAUUUAAUGGAAGCAGAUAUUACAAACCCACCCAGUGGCUCACUAACCCAGCUGAAAGCCAAAAGCCUUCUCACUCUGCUGAAAGCCAUGGCCUUACUCUGGGGACCUCAUCCAGUUUUAACUGUGAAGAAGAACCUAGUGUUGCUAAAAUUGCACGGGCCGCAGUGCCUGCUGACGGAAAUAUAUUUGAUUGCUACAGCAAAAGGAAAACCAGUUCUGAGGAUGAAACCCUUCAAGAUACCAUGGGUGAUGUGGCCAGUUGGAGUCCAAGUCUUCACAAUCAGGAUAUGAAAAAACAGCCAACACAAAAGUCAGAACUUUUCAGUACUUCACAUAUGCCGGUGUUAGCUCAGAAUAUCCAACGCGAACACAGUCACUUAGAGGGGACAGAAAGCCAUAGUAUGGCAGGAGAUAGUGGAAUCGAUUCUCCGCGGACACAGAGUCUGGCAUCUAAUAAUUCAGUCAUUUUGGAUGGACUGAAAAGACGACAGAAUUUUCUACAGAAGUUUGAAGGCACAAAGACCAGCCAGACGCUCACCCCCAAUUCCUUAUUACAACUAACUCCAGUCAUAAAUGUUUAGUUUUCAUUUUUCUUUCAGGAAAUGACUUUUGUAAAAAUGUACAGCAUUGAUACAGACUUCUGAUCAUUGACUAUAUAAUAAUCUCAAGUCAAUCAUAUAUACUAUUAGCCUCUUAUU
Sorex fumeus (smoky shrew) is the source of this 3027-nucleotide messenger RNA. RefSeq names its product storkhead box 1 (gene STOX1). The record is from RefSeq and is a predicted model, not a curated record. Bases 1 to 2910 code for a protein of 969 amino acids. Gene Ontology annotation, molecular function: RNA polymerase II transcription regulatory region sequence-specific DNA binding; DNA-binding transcription activator activity, RNA polymerase II-specific. Lineage: Eukaryota; Metazoa; Chordata; Mammalia; Eulipotyphla; Soricidae. Gene Ontology annotation, biological process: positive regulation of transcription by RNA polymerase II. Gene Ontology annotation, cellular component: nucleus; cytoplasm. The transcript is spliced from 4 exons.